Molecule: messenger RNA, 1406 nt
Organism: Aplysia californica (California sea hare)
Lineage: Eukaryota; Metazoa; Mollusca; Gastropoda; Aplysiida; Aplysiidae
Product: haloacid dehalogenase-like hydrolase domain-containing protein 2
Exons: 8
Coding region: 256-1116 (286 amino acids)
Biological process (GO): dephosphorylation
Molecular function (GO): phosphatase activity
Source: RefSeq, a predicted model, not a curated record
UAAAAUGAUAAAAGUCAAAUUAUAUUUGUUUUGAAGUCUCCAUGCAAGAACUCUUUGUUGUUUUACAAAACAUACUGCGAUGCCAAAAUGAUGGAAGGAUGUGUUUGACAUUUUCCCGAAACAAUUAUCUCUACUUUCGACUUCCCCCUGUGCUACCGGCUUUGACUUUAGAAAAACAAAACGAGGCAGCUGGCGUCCGCUAGCCUCGCUUACGGCAACGACAAACAGCUAUACCCUGCUCAAUCUACUUCUCGUAUGUUCCACUUCAUUCACAGACUUCAAGUCUUAAAGUCAGUGUGCUCUAGAUUUGUGCAAGUGCGUAGCAUAGGUUCAAGAUUCGAGAUGUCCGGUGAUAUCAAGGCUGUUCUCAUUGACCUCAGCGGCACCCUGCACGUAGAAAGUGACCCCACACCCGGGGCAGUGGAUGCACUCAAAAGACUUCGACAGCAGAAAGAUAUCAAGGUCAAGUUUGUAACAAACACGACAAAGGAGAGCAAAGCUGUUCUCAUGAGGAGACUGCUAAAAAUAGGUUUUGACGUCUCGGAGGAGGAUGUGUUUACGUCUUUGUCUGCCGCGAGACAGCUGGUGGAUGCGCAGAACUUAAGACCGUAUUUGUUAGUGGAUGAAAAGGCUAUGGAGGAUUUUGAAGGCGUCCCUCAAGAGGACCCUAACUCAGUGGUGGUGGGCCUAGCUCCGGACAGGAUGAAUUACGAGGAUCUGAACACGGCUAUGAGAUUGCUGCAGUCCGGAGCAUCGCUGAUCGCCAUCCACAAGGCAAAGUACUACAGACGCAGUGAUGGCCUGGCUCUGGGACCUGGUCCCUUUGUGUGUGCUCUGGAGUUUGCCACGGGCGUCUCGGCCCACGUUGUGGGGAAACCCAGCGAGAACUUCUUCCUGUCGGCCAUUGCCGGGCUCGACUGUCGGCCUGAGGAGUGCGUCAUGAUUGGAGAUGAUGUGAGCGACGACAUUCACGGGGCACAGACGAUUGGCAUGAAAGGAAUCUUGGUGAAGACAGGAAAGUACCGAGACGGUGACCAGGACAAGAUCUCUCCCCCUCCCCACAGAGUGUGUGCGGACUUUGCUCACGCAGUCGAGGAGGUCCUGUCUGGUUUAUGAUGUCACACAUGCGUGCAUUCGUUCGUUCGUAUGUACGUAAUGCGCCCCCCCCCACCCCCACCCACACACAGAUUCACAUCAUUCCCCGACUUGACCAUACCUCUGGUCUGAACGUGUCCCCAGAGGAAAGUAUCGAGGCGUUGACCAAGACCUGAGGUUGUGGUGCGGAAAAGGCACCCCAUUGGAGGGGGAGAGUUGUGGCCCUUAUUGGUGGGUCAGUGGACUACAUAUAUUAUAUCUGUGAGGCAGCGUGGUGAAAUCAGGCGCUCGUCAAAAUAAUCAAAGUGAAG